UAUUUGUAAACUUAAGGUUUAUUUGUUUGUAACUUGCUUUGUAACAUUUAUACUUUACACUACUUAGUGUCCCGCCCGCUACCAUUUUCAACAAUAAUUUUCAUAACCCGCAGAUAAAAUUAUAAAAAGAGCGUUGAUUGAUAUAUAAUGAGAAAGAAUUAGGUAAUGACAUUUGAAAUGACAUAAUUGUACAUUGUAAUGCCACAAACUGAACAGCUGCUUCUUCCUCCACAGAACCUGACAUUUACAUCAAAGAUUAACAACUCUUCAAAAGGUUCUCCAGAUCGAGCUGCAUCACCUGGUUUUUCUAGAAAUGAUGACAUCCGUUGUAGCACUGGUUCUAUGAAAGGAAAAAAUGUGGCAAGUUCAAACAUUAAAGAUGCUAAUUCCAUCGGGGCUAGUUCUAGUCGUGGAGGUUCUCAAAAUUUUGAUGACACAGAUUCAACAAGUGCUGGAGCACCUCCUUCUGUUCAUAACUUAAUUAAAGGAUUUCAAGCUAAAAUGGUUAAUGGAGCUCUAAAGUCUCUUCCAUCACAAACAUCAAAUCAAGACUUAAAUUACAAAACUCCUGGUUAUGUUGUUGAACCAGUUCAACUUGAAAGGAAGAGUUCAAAACGAAAGUUAUCUAUUCGUCAAAAAAAAAGUAAGAUGACAGCUGAUGAUGCUCGAUUCAGUAUUUUGCAGUCCUUAGGAAUGUCUGCAUAUUCUGGAAAUGAUAACCGAAAGAGUAAUAAAAACUUUGCAUAUUUUGAUGUUCAAAGUUUGUUUUUUAAACUUGAAGUUGUUUCAUCUUUUGAAGAAGGAGGUGCUUAUGUAAAAAAACUGACUGGAGCCUCAGCAGCUUCUGCUCGCAGUAACCAAGGAAGUAUAAAAAGUGAUCAAAGUGUCACUGAAUUUGGAAAAACAGUUGAGCGUGUUGAAUCUGUAUUAGAUGAUGGGGAUAAUAAUGGAAAUGAUUUAUUACUUAAUUGUCCUUUCUUUCGCAAUGAGAUUUCACAUCCUAUUAACAAAACCAACUCUGAUGAUCAUAUAAAAGAUCUUGGUAGUAUCAAAGAUGUUCGUAAUAUAAAAGAUGUAACAAAACUAAUAUCCAUGUUUAAUCGUAACCUUGUAUUUGAUAAAUUUAGUUCUAAUUAUGACAAAAAGCGAAAUUUUCGCAAACGUGAAUUGUUAUACUCUAGCAAUGACAUACUUCUGGAAGAAUUGAAGGAUGAUUCCAGUUUUUUUACUUGGGAUGAACCCAAUGUUUCAGAGCCACAAAUAUUUGAGUUUGAACAUAUUGAUCGUGGAGCUAUGUACUACAGAGAAUUUUUUAGUGAACAAGAGCAUACCAAUCUCUUUGGAAUAGAUAAGAAUUAUGGACCUAUUGCAAUAUCAAUAGUUCGUGAGUUGCUGACACAGAUGGUUUUAGGUCAUGACGUUGGCAGUGAAAAAAAUACAAAAAACAAAUAUCAAUAUAGAAUAAUUUUAAGGACAAGCGAUUUACAAGCCUUAAGAAUAUCUGUUCUUGAGAAUUCCAUACCAUCAUCGUCUCGCCACAAUUCCACUCGCCCUCUACCAUUGAAAGAUAUAUUGGAGUAUUGUUUUCCUGAAAUACAAAUAUCUUGUCUUCGCUAUUCAUUACCAGAUGUAAAGAUAAAUGAACAUUUAGUAAAACUAGAUGAACAAGAGCUAUCGCUAAAACAUAAAGUCGGGUUGCUCUAUUGUAGAGCUAAUCAAACAACUGAAGAAGAAAUGUAUAAUAAUGAACAUGCUGGUUCAGAGUUUUUAGAAUUCUGCAGUAUAAUUGGUGAUACAGUGGCUUUAAAGGGUUUCCAAGGUUACAGAGCCCAAUUAGAUAAUGCAAAUGAUUCAACAGGACAACAUUCUUUGUAUACAAAUUUUCAUGGAAGAGAAAUCAUGUUUCAUGUUUCCACAGAGUUGCCAUUCACACCAAAUGACAAGCAACAAUUACUGAGGAAACGUCAUAUUGGAAAUGAUAUUGUAACAGUGAUUUUUCAAGAGCCUGGUUCUAAACCUUUUACACCACAAAUGAUCAGAUCCCAUUUUCAACACGUGUUUGUUAUUGUCAAAGUUGAAAACCCACACACAGAGUACACUAAAUAUGAAGUAGCAGUAAGUCGUUCUAUGGAUGUACCUGCAUUUGGUCCUCCAAUUCCUCAAGAGAAAUUUUCAAAAAAUGCUACAUUUAGAGAGUUUCUUUUGUGCAAAUUAAUUAAUGGAGAGAAUGCAGCUCAUAAAUCAGAUAAAUUUACUCACAUGCACAAAAGAACAAGAUAUCAAUAUUUGAAGGAGUUAGCAACAAAUAAAGUGUCUACACAAACACUAGAGCCACCAAAUAAGUUUGGGUUUCCAUUCUCCAAGAAAAAAGAAAAGACACAUCCUCCUGUUUUCCCUGAACUUUGGUUACAAGGUGGUUUCAUAUGGAAUAUUAAAUUUGAUUUUGAUGGUGAUGGAAUGGUUGUGUCAUGUUUUCUUUCCAUCUCUGCAAAAUCAAUUGUUUUUGUUGAUCAUGAUAAUAAGUCAAUUUUGUUAACAAUACCUUGUAAAUCUGUACUUGGUUGGAAACCAACAUCACAUACUUUAAAAUUAUUUUAUGAAGAUGGGAAGUUAGCAUUUUUUACUUUAUCUGGAGAUGAUAUAAAUGAACUACCUUACAUCAUCAACAGAUUGAAAGCUGUUACUCCAGGAUGUGAGACUCAAGAUUUAAUUUUGCGAAGAAACAAUGAUGGGCAACUUGGGUUCCAUGUAUAUUAUCAAGGGCUUGUUGCAGAUGUUGAACCUUAUGCAUUAGCUUGGCAAGCUGGGCUACGAAAGGGCAGCAGAUUAUUAGAGAUAAACAAUUUGGUUGUUGUUAAUAUGGCACAUGAAAAAAUGAUCCAAAUGUUAAAAAGACCUGGUGCAGUACGAAUUGUGGUACUUCCACCAGCAUCUGAUGGUCAACCAAGAAAUAGUUAUAGAUCUGUAAAAAUGCGCCGAUUUUCAAGUAUGACUUCAGUAUAUAGUAUGAGCGUUUUUGCUGACACUGAUGCGACUAGUACUUCCUCAAAGGAAUGCAUGACUACAGCAAGUAGCGAAUCACCAAUGAUAACAAGUAAAUUGGAAAUUCAAACCAAACCUCGUUCAUUAUCUGUUGAAAUUAACUCUGCUCGAGACCAACCAAGAUCAUCUAUUGAUUCUACUUCUUCAGAUAGUUCAAACAAUGAACCUUAUCCUUCAAAAACUCAUGACUCAAUAAUUAUGUCACGGUCUACAUCAGAUAUUGCAUUAAAAUCAGCUGUUACAUUUACUUCAAUACAACCAAAGUUGCCGCCAAAAAAUGCUCCGCUUGCAUCUUGCAAUAAGCUAACAAGUGGCUCUUUGAGUAUUGAACAAGAUUUAGAUGAUAUCGAAACAAAAUUAACUGAUACUCGUAAGAGCAUUGAUGCAAAAUUUUAUCGCUCUUUAGCAAAUAGCCCAAGUCCUUUUUUUCGACAAAAGCAAAAUCUCGGUGCAUCUAAUGAUUUUAUACAUGAAGAUGUUUUUCACCAAGUUUCUGAAGAAGUCUCUGAAAGUAUAGUACAAAGAAAUAAUCUUUCCGUGUCUGAAAAGCGACUGAAUCGAAGUAGUUUAGAACAUGCUUUUGAAAAUCCUCGUGAACUACCAGAUCGUGAACUUUCUGAUAACUCUGGCAUUGCUGUUGUCGAUGUUCCUUUUUCAUUUAAGGUACCUCAAUCCAUUAUCUCUGAGCAAGAUCCCGUUUUAAGGAGAAGGUGGUCGGUUAAUGAUAAUCAUCGAAUCGAACCAGAAAAUCAUUCUGACAGUAAAUCUAUGAGUGUUGAAAGAUUAAACGACAAAGAUCCUGUGACUUUAUUAGUAAAAACCAAAGUUUGUGACGUUUCAGAUAUUGUUAUUGAAAGAAAUGAAAUAAAUCGAGAAAGUAUUUUUAAAACAAAAUCACUGCCACAAAAGUUGGUAAUUGAAAAUCAGAGUUUACAAGAUAACCAGAUUUCAAUUGAAGCUCCAAAAACCGUUGUGUCGUUAUAUUUGAAUGAUAAUAAAACAAACUUAAGUUCGUCGGAACAGUCAUUUAAGUUAAGUGAUGGAGUAAAAUCAAAGUUAGUACAUAACACAACAAACCACGAUUCUUCAGAUGAAACUUUCUCAAAAAUAGACGUUUCCUUCAAAUCUCCUUUUAGUCUAGAUGAAAAAAAGAAAAAAAGAUUGCCUUCUAAACAUAGGACGCGAAAUUGUGAACCUCCAGAAUCCGAUUCUUCUGAAGAUAUUGAAACAAAACAACGUUUUAUAAAAAGCGUAAAGAGACCUUAUGAUGAAAAAAACGUUUAUAAAAGCGAAGCAGAAGAAAACUUUGAGGCAGCAAUUUCUGAGUUUCAAAAGUCAUUUUCUUCAAUGCAGCAGGUUGCCGCCAAAAAGUACGAAACCACUAAUAAUAGCUCAAUAAAUCCACCUGAAAUUCCUCUUCGUAUGUCUCAGCCUAUAACGCUUGUGAAACAUCGCCUCAGUCAAUUGAAAGAUAGCAGUGAAAAACAUCAAUCCGAUUUCAAGGAAAAGCGAUCGGUUAGUGUACCAUCUAAAAUGCGUGCUGAAAUUAAAGUUAGUUUGACUUCGCUUCGUCCCUGGACUCCACCUCAACCAAAACUUCACCCAAGUAAUGUAAUUAAAGACAAUAUAAAUCAAAAAUUAGGCAAAGAAGGGUUAGAAAGUUACGUAAAAGACAAACAGCUGUCUAUUGCAGAAUCUGAUUUGACAUCAACUAGUGUAACUAUACAUUCUGAUAAUCGGUUGGAUGGAAUUCGUUCUCUUCCAUGCAGAGGAACUAAAAGAUUGUACUCUGUGCCAGACAGAAUAAAAUCUCAAAGCGUGUCAUCAAUGCCGCUAUCAGUAAAAGGGUUAAAUCUGGCGACCAUUGAAAAACAAAAUUUUUGCGGACCGUGUAGUAAUGAAGAUCUACGCGUAAUGCUGACUGUAAUGGAAAACGAAAUUGAACAAGUGAGGGAAGAGCGAGAAAGAGAAAGAGAAGAAGCUGAAAGAGAGAGAGAAAAGGAAAAGGAAGAAAAAGAACGUUUAUCAAUUGAGUUAAAAAAAUCUCAAGAGGAAAAUAAACGUCUUCUUGAACAGUCGAGGCAGGCUGUUUCUCAUCUUCAAAAGUUUACUUCGUUAUUUUUAGACUCUUCCCCUGAAGCACUUGAAAAAUUGAGGCAAAGAUAUAGCGAAAGUUAGAAGUAAUUAGAUCAGAAAUUAGAAAAAAACAAUUUUCAUUUUAAAAUUUAAACAAAGUUAGUGUACAUAAAUAUUGUGUAUAUUACGUGUGUAUAUAUAUAAAUAUAUAAAUGGU
This is a messenger RNA of Hydra vulgaris (swiftwater hydra), 5335 nucleotides long. Its product is annotated as signal-induced proliferation-associated 1-like protein 1. Gene Ontology annotation, biological process: regulation of small GTPase mediated signal transduction; activation of GTPase activity. Gene Ontology annotation, molecular function: GTPase activator activity; protein binding. Gene Ontology annotation, cellular component: cytoplasm. Lineage: Eukaryota; Metazoa; Cnidaria; Hydrozoa; Anthoathecata; Hydridae. The record is from RefSeq and is a predicted model, not a curated record.